CAGACUUGUACCGUACUAGAUCUUCUGCAGAUCCCCUCCCUAGCCGCAAUUUUUCUCAGCAGCCGUAGUGAUGUUCAUCAGGACCAAUUGACCAAAGCUUAAAAAUGGUGGAAAAAUCAAUACCAGGGGGAGCAUGUAGCAAUGUUAAUACUUCAUCAUUACAACUGGGAUCUGAAAUUAUCAUCACAGAUGCCAAGAAUAAGUUUGAGAACACAAAUGAGAUCAUCAGAACACCAAACGAUGUUAAAGAUGCGAAAAGAACGAAAGAGAAUGAAGAAUCAAAAGAUAUUCGUUCGAGUUUGGAAAUCAGUCAAACGGAGAGAUCUAAUAACUCUGUUGUACUACGGAAGCUUCUUCGGGGCCCUCGGUACUUUGAUCCUCCAGAUAGCAGUUAUGGAAAUUGCUAUAGUUGUGGUGAACGCGGUCAUACAAUUACCAAUUGUAGCGCUUCUAAGCGCAAGAAGCCUUGUUAUUUAUGCGGCAGUUUGGAGCACAUUGCAAGGCGGUGCAAGCAGGGAAAGAAAUGUUUUCAUUGCAAACAAAGUGGUCAUCGUGCAAAACACUGCCCAGAAAAAUGCAUCGAGGGAGUCGAAAAGGCUAAAACAUGUUUAAAAUGCGGUGAUUCUGGGCAUGAAAUGAACGAAUGCGAGACUGUGUUCUACUCUGUGGAUGACCUCAAGGAAAUACAAUGUUACAUUUGCAAAUAUAUGGGCCAUCUUUGUUGUGUUGACUAUGGUGAAGGUCCAAGUGAGGCUUCUUGUUACAGGUGUGGUCAGUUGGGCCAUACUGGUUUGAAAUGUGAAAGUGUAACUUCAAGUGUAAUAACGCAUACUGAGGCGUCACCUAGUUAUUGCUACAAAUGCGGCCAGGAAGGCCACAAGUCACGCAAAUGUAAAACAUCAUCUAAGAAGCGAAAAUGGAAAAAAGCGAAGCGCAUUAAUCUACAAGAUAACACAGAGCAUGUAGCGGUUAAAUCUGCACCGCAAGAGCUAGGUGAGGUUUGUAAAAGGAAUAAAACACAACAUGGAUACUCAACUUCAUCUCAACCAAAGCGUAGGGGUGGUUGGAUGGAUGACGACGAAGAUGAAGAUCACGAUGGCGGUUUAAGUGGGACCCAGUGUGGAUCUUUGUCAACACCAGCUAGUUAUAGAUCUAAUCAAGGAUUUCAUGGUUCUAGUGAUUAUGUUUGUGAUUUUCAAUAUGAAGGUUGAGGUGAAAGGAGAGAAUAUGGUUGUUUUGAUUUGGUAUUGUAUGUCCAUUGUUGUAUUUUUAGUGUUUUUUUUUUCUUCUUAUUUUUAA
This is a messenger RNA of Helianthus annuus (common sunflower), 1299 nucleotides long. RefSeq names its product protein AIR2. The coding region runs from base 105 to 1211 and encodes 368 amino acids. The transcript is spliced from 7 exons. The record is from RefSeq and is a predicted model, not a curated record. Lineage: Eukaryota; Viridiplantae; Streptophyta; Magnoliopsida; Asterales; Asteraceae. Gene Ontology annotation, molecular function: nucleic acid binding; zinc ion binding.